Messenger RNA from Dicentrarchus labrax (European seabass), 5118 nucleotides. It is a transcript of the gene nek6, whose product is annotated as NIMA-related kinase 6. The record is from RefSeq and is a predicted model, not a curated record. Gene Ontology annotation, molecular function: protein kinase activity; ATP binding. Gene Ontology annotation, biological process: protein phosphorylation. The coding region runs from base 288 to 1217 and encodes 309 amino acids. The transcript is spliced from 10 exons. NCBI's taxonomy places the organism in Eukaryota, Metazoa, Chordata, Actinopteri, Moronidae.
CAUCAGCUUCACCGCCACUUUACGAGACUUUGAAGUCUCCCUCCCUCUCAUUCAGUACGGUGCCAGCGUACUCUGUCUAUCAGCCUGCGUGGCAGCGGCGGCACAAACCACAGCCACACACAGAGAGAGGAGAGAGAGAGAGAGAGAGAGAGAGAGAGAGAGGGGAGGGGGUCUGUCUGUCUGUCGGUGUGAGGACGAAUUGCACAACAACACGGACCAAUGUAACUCGUAGAAACCGUUUAAAGCUCCUCAACUCCUCUUCAGUAGCGGGUGGGUGUGAUGCCACCAUGGAGGCACAGAACAACAACCAGCCUACCUUAGACAACCACAACAAUCUUUACAAGAUACCUGGCCAAGAGGAUCAGAGAAACGUACCAAGCUGUAAGUACUGCUGCACUUUGGCAAACUUCCGGAUUGAAAAGAAAAUUGGUCGGGGCCAGUUCAGUGAGGUCUACAAAGCCACAUACCUGCUGGAGGGACAGCUGGUUGCACUCAAGAAAGUCCAGAUCUUUGAUAUGAUGGAUGCCAAGGCUCGUCAGGACUGCAUCAAAGAGAUAGAUCUACUGAAGCAGCUGAAUCACCCCAAUGUGAUCAAAUACCUAGACUCCUUUAUUGAAGACAACGAGCUCAACAUUGUUCUGGAGCUGGCAGACGCUGGAGAUCUGUCCCAGAUGAUAAAGUACUUCAAGAAGAAGAGGCGACUCAUUCCAGAGAGGACUAUAUGGAAAUAUUUUGUGCAGCUCUGCAGCGCCCUGGAGCACAUGCAUUCACGCAGAGUAAUGCACCGUGAUAUCAAGCCAGCCAAUGUGUUCAUAACAGCCACAGGGGAGGUAAAGCUCGGUGAUCUUGGAUUAGGCCGCUUCUUCAGCUCUAAAACCACGGCAGCACACUCCUUAGUGGGGACACCGUACUACAUGUCGCCUGAGAGGAUCCAUGAGAACGGAUACAAUUUCAAGUCAGAUAUCUGGUCCCUGGGAUGUCUUCUGUAUGAGAUGGCAGCGCUGCAGAGUCCUUUUUACGGGGACAAGAUGAACCUCCUGUCCCUCUGCCAGAAGAUUGAGCAGUGUGAUUACCCUCCCCUCCCACCUGACCAUUACUCUGAGAAGCUUCGGGACCUGGUUAGCAUGUGUAUCAGCCCGGACCCAGACCAGCGGCCAGACAUUGUCUUCGUGCUGCAGAUCGCCAAACAGAUGCACAUGUGGACUUCUAGCACCUGAGCAACCAUUUCUGCUCCAGGCCCCACCCCCCUCUCCUGCCCGCUUUCUCUGCUUAGUCUGAGGAUCUCAAACCACUAGAAGUAAGCUCUGCCUGGUCUUGCAGAAAAGUGUUUGCCUCGCCCUCGUCGCGUCAGGAGGAAGACUUGCACAGGGUGACUGUGAUGUUUCGACAUCCCACCUGUGUUCUGUUGCAGAGGGUGUGAAGAGGUGCAUCAGUGGUGCAGUACUCGUAGAAAGUGGAGUUAAUGAAGGGGCGACUGCAUUUAUGGUCUUUUCUUUAGCUACAGAUGGAGAGCUGUGUCUCACCAUGAUGGCAGAUUUCUCAAAGCUUUCUUUAACUCCACAGGGGUUGCAUUCCAUGUUCAUACCCUUUGUGUCAGGUAAAUUGUGUGCAGAAGAGCUGGGCAAUCUGAAUCUAUCAUCUGUUAUUGUAAUGAUAUACAUUUUUUCAAAAUCAAUUUUAAGUACUUCAUUUAGGGGUCAUCGACAUAUAAAAAUGGACGUCAUGUUUCCACUUUCACUGUACAAAAAUUAAGCCAAAAUAUCCCAGAUAUGGCCGCUGCCAUCUUGCACUAGUGAUGUCAUUUGGGCUGUGUAGAAGUCUAAAAACAGCUAACAUGGAAGGGGGCGGGGUUUAUGACCUUUACUGUAGUAUAGUGGGCGAUUGAGAUGUGUUGCCUUAUAUACAGUUUACUUUAAAUGGACAAUUAGUAAAUACUUAAAUACAGUUACUAAGUCAGAUUUCCAGGACCCCAAGAAUGGUUUUUGAAAGAACUGCUAGCUUGCAGUGAGACGAAUGAACCCUUUUAGUCCCGCCCCUUUUGGAACCUCGGUCAACUUCCUCCUUUCCUGUACUUAAAUAUGCUAUGUGCUAAUCUGUGUUGAAAAGAUAACCACAUUUUGAAGAUGGUUAAAAGAUAAAAGUGACGUACAUAUAUGGUGUGUCUCAAAUGGAAUACUUCCGUUAGUAAACUUCUAUGUAGUGCACUGUGCAGACUAUGUAGUUACUUGCGUAGAGCGGUAAUGUGAGCUUGGUGUUGUCUCAAAUCGAGCACCAGCAUUGCGCACUUACUGGAAAUGACGAUUGCAACAUUUACCGUGGCGGCUGUGGCUCGUUCCUUAAUCGGAAGGUCGUGGGUUUGAUCCCCGGCUCUUGGUGCCACAUGUCGAAGUAUCCUUGAGCAAGAUACUGAACCCCGAAUUGCUCCCGAUGCCGUGCAUCAGUGUGUGAAUGUGUGUGAAAGGGUGAAUGUGGCAUUUAGUGUAAAAGUGCUUUGAGUAGUUGGAAGACUAGAAAGGCGCUGUACAAGUACAGGUCCAUUAACUUUUACCGUGUUACGCCGAUUUACAACCAGACGGAGUAUAAGUGCUAAUACUGGUUCAUUUCUUCAUGAUAUGAAUUAAAAAUGACCCUGCUUCUACUUUUUAUCACCUGUGUCUCUCAGUAUGGAAGUAUUCAAAUUGAGACACAACAAUUGUCACAUAAGUUAUACUUAAGUUAACUAAUGUUGAUGUAAAUGCUAGCUAACUAGCUAGAUAAUCUACAUUAAUCAUCAGCUAACUCGAUAACUGUGUUUUGCAAACACUAGCUCCAGAUGUAGUUAGGUAGCUAAUGAUUCAUGUAAGUAAGCUAGCUAGUUAGCUAGUUGUGACUAUUAUCUUUUAGCCAUCUUCAAAAUGUGGUUGUCUUUUCAACAUAGAUUAGCCUAGCACAUAGCAUAUCAAAGUACAGGAAAGGAGGAAGUUGACCGAGGUUCUGACCGAGGCUUGCUCAACUGUUAUUGGAGCACAGAGCAAAAGGGGGCGGGACUUAGGAAGGGUCGGUUAUGAUGCAGAUCAGCUAGACAACUGAUAUGUAUUUACUUCUUCUGUGUGGAAGAGUGCCAGUGACUGUGGUGAUAUUGAACUUUUCCAGUUCCAGUAUCUCAAGAUAAUCAUUAAAACUCCUAAAAUGUGUAAAAAGUGCUUUGAAGACUAGAGUCGGAAGACUAGAAUGGCACUAUAUAUAAUAAGUACAGUCCGUUUACCAUUCACUAAACACUUGAAAAACUUUAGCUUACAUUUUGUAAAAAAAAGAAAAUAAAUUCUGCUGCAUUGCAGGUACACCCAUUAUCCUGAUAACGCAAAUUCAAACCUAUUUGCGUUUUUUUUUCAGCCCAUCCCUAGCAUUUCUGAGUUUAUGAUAAAAUAACUAUAUUUACACUGAUUUUACUACUGAUCAUGGUUCAAAGAUCAAAGAUUCUAUUGAGUUGCAUAAUGGGAAAUGUAGGAUGCAGUGCUUCUAGAGCUUGGCCCAUACUGAACAACAUUACAGAACAAUGAAGAUUAGAUCAGUAUUGGUCAAACGUUUUACAGCAGGUACCACCUCAGUAAAUAUCAACCAAUAAAUAUCUCCAAGUACCACUGCGACAGCAGUGUAGGCCAACCCUGUUCAGCUAGACAGUUCAUGCAGGAGACAGGUAUAUUUCUAAUGAGAACAUUAUUUAUUGUUGUAAAUGGUAAAUGGACCUGUACUUGUAUAGCGCCUUUCUAGUCUUCUGACCACUCAAAGCGCUUUUACACUACGUGCCACAUUCACCCUUUCACACACAUUCACACAGUGAUGGCAAAGUCCAUCAAACAGAAACUAACAUUCAUACACAUUCACACACUGAUGCACAGCAUCAGGAGCAAUUUGGGGUUCAGUAUCUUGCUCAAGGAUACUUCGACAAGUAGCCGGAGGAGCGAUUAGUGGACGACCUGCUCUGCCUCUGAGCCACUACUUAUUGUAGUAGUUUGUAGUAUUUUGUUCCCCCAGGACCCAAAUCUGAUUGACCACCCCAACUGCCACCCCAUUAUCCUUACUUUUUCCACUCUGCAUUGUCUGUCUGUAGCAGGCUUCGUUUUAAAGCUAGAGUGACGAUACUGGCUCAUAUGAAACUAGAGGCCUUAUGCAUACGCCAGUACCAACCAUGCAUGUCGGGAAGGAGGCUAGAUAACGCUCCAAAGUUAGGCUAAAUUUUGGCGAUGGAAAAACUGGCAUAGCCCCACUUGUGCCUCCCCAGUCAAAAAAGUCUGGAAACGUCCCUGGAGUACACCUAUCACAGUUUGAGCACCAGUGGUUUAGAUACUGGGCCCACCACAGACCCUGUUGGCUUCCAGACAUAUGGACUUUUAUAUUUCUUAUUGCCUAGUCUCAGUGUGUGGACGUAAUACUGGCAAACUGUGCCGACCUCUGACUUCAUUCUUUUAGCUCUUUAGUUAACUCAGUAUAUUUUGAAUGUCAUGUUGCCUAAAUACUUAUGUUGAUGCAUAUCAUUUCAGUGUUGAUAGUGGAAUUAAGAAGGAAAGAGUUUGAGUACAGGACAACCUUGUAAUUAAAUUGAUUUAGAACUUUCUCAUUGUCCCCGCGGACCCGAAGAAACUAUUGAGUACUGCAAUGUCCCUCACUCAGUCUGUUAUUACUAAUCUAAGACAAACACAGAGUUGUACUAGAAUAAUGGUGGUGGGUGUUCAAAGAUGUUUUAUGUGAUGUAUAAAUAGCAGAACGCAGUUCAUGAUCUGGGUCAAAGUGUUGAUAUGUCUGUGUGAAUAUAGACCACUGUUACUGUGAAACUGUGAGUACCGGAGAAAUGAGAUGCUGUGAAAGUCAUUUAGAUAAACACAAAUAUGUUUAAAGUGUCCUUCUGUGAGGAGAAUGCACAGUGCCUUACCAUGCAGGAAACUCAUUAUUCUCAUUUGUUACCUGUAUUCUGUGCUAAUGAAAUAAAUGUAUCACACACACAGGAAGGGGAAAGUUUAGAGCUUUUAUCGUGUUUAGAUUACUUAUCUUCCAUCUACUACUGUACUUACUGAAUUGUGCCAUUAUGUUUAACUGUACUUUCCUGUGCUUCAGUACAUUAAAUCCAGCUCUCCGUGUCAA